This is a messenger RNA of Dentiscutata heterogama, 489 nucleotides long. Lineage: Eukaryota; Fungi; Glomeromycota; Glomeromycetes; Diversisporales; Gigasporaceae. The record is from the annotation of a GenBank genome assembly.
AUGUCAGAACCACGAAUCAAAAUGCCGAAUAUUCGAGAAAUAGAACAGUUUAAUAUCGAUGAAUUUGCAACUAUUUCAAAGGGGAAUAAAUACUUGAACGCUUUUUUUGUAUACAGGAAAGAAUAUACGAAACGGUCCAUAGCAAGUGGAAAAAAAAUGAGAAUGACGCAAAUUUCAAAAUUAGCGUCUCAAGCAUGGAAGAACGAAAAACCAGAUAUUAAAAAUGCGUAUGCAGAAGUUUCAAAAAGAAUCGAGAAAAGAAGACAAAAAGAAAGAACUUACCAGAUUAUCUUUGAUGUAAACGUGGCGAAAGUCCAACUGGAAAACCCAAAUUCUCCUAUAUUCGAUCAACUUGAUUAUCCUUCAAAUUCGGAUACUCCUCAGUAUGAAGAAUCUUUGAUCGAUGCAAAUAUCUUCUGUGAAUCUUUAACUGUCGAUCAACUAAUCGAAUACUACUACUACUAUUUUAAUUUUCCAUUUAUGUUGUAA